GGUGUGUCGUAAGCAAUAAGCAAUUACUUGACAGUCACGCAAAAAAAGUAUACUUAUUAGUAUCAUGAAAUGAGGCUAAUCAGAAAAUAGUAAUGUUUAAUCGACAGGUGAUAUUUUCAAGCUUUUACAACCGUAAACGUAGAAGUCACACACAUAAAGGGCACAAAAUGAGGCAGAGAGAAAGAUAGUUCGACACUAAUUUCGGCAAGAUCUAAACAUGGCUUCGGGUGGCUCAUCAUUAGACAGUACAGGGAGCAAUGGAACGCUGUCCAGAAGCUAUACAGUGUCCAAUAAUGACAGAAGUAACUCAUCUGGGGUUGCCUCUGUAAGAGACUAUGAUGGCCUUAAGCAACAAUGUGACAAAGCGAUGCAUGAACUCCAACUACUCAGGAGGCAACACAGUGAAACUAUUCGAAGAUGUGAUCACACAAUGAAAGAACUUGAAUACUACAGGGGUCAACAUUUGGCAGCAAUGAAUCAGCUGGAAGCUGCUGCUCAAGAGUCUUCAACUCUAAGGCAUAAAUACAGUGAUCUGGCAGCAGAGAAACAACGCUUAGAUAGAGAAGUGCAGAACUUACAGAAGGAAGUAACGGAACUUCGAUGUCAGCAACAGGAGGUGAUAGUGAGUGAGGGUGGUACAAAUGAUAGCUUAAAUCAGCAGUAUUUCAAUGCACUGAGGAAGUACGAGGCUGUGAAGGAUGAGUAUGAUGCCUUGAGAAAACGAUAUGAUGAUUUGCUCUCCUCCCAUUCUACUGCUGUGAGCAAGCUAGAACUGGCACAGGAAGAAGUUGGAAGGUUUAAAAAGCAGUAUGAAGAAGUUGUGCAAGAAAGAAAUGCUGCUGUUCGAGAAAGAAAUGGUCUAAAACAACAAUGUACAGCAGCAAUCCGUCAAUGGGAUAUGGCUCUCAGGGAGAGAAACGAAUAUCGAGAAGCUCUUGCUAAGGUUCAGCAACAACAUGAGGAGGCUGUGAAGGAAAUUAACCAAGCCAUGGCUGUUCGAAUGAAGGCAAGUAAAGACCUGAAAAGACUCACAGAAGAGCGGAAUGCUGCUAUGCAGGAGUAUUCUCUCAUCAUGAGUGAACGAGACACUGUUCAUAAAGAAAUGGAAAAGCUGUCUGAAGACCUUACAGAAGCCUUUAAGAAGUACAAGACCCUUGAAGGAGAAAACAAGGAAUGUAUGGAAAAGAAAAAGGCCUUGUCAUACCAAGUUGAAACAUUGAAAAGAGAAAUUGCAUCAGCCUUGCAUGACAGGGAUAGAGCACUGAAGGAAUGUAAUGAUCUCAGAGAAAAGUUUGGUGGAUAUACUGUAAAAGAUGAUUCAAACAGAGAAGGUUACAAAAGCAGGCUUGAAUAUCAUACAUACAGUCGAGAAAGGGACAAUACUAGAAAGGACCAAGCAGAAGUGUCAACGAGCACAAGGGACAUGUAUGGGAAAUCCCAAAAAGAAAGAAUGGAUAACCUAGAUCAAGCAAAUAUAGAAAUUGAUAGACUGCGCAAGCAGAUCGAUAAACUGCAAGCUGAACUUCAAGAGGCUACUCAAGAGGCUGAAGUGUCAAAACGGCGUCGGGACUGGGCCUUCAGUGAAAGGGAUAAGAUAGUAUUGGAAAGAGAGAGCAUAAGGACACUCUGUGACCGACUGAGAAAGGAGAGGGAUAGAGCAGUCUCUGAUCUGGCAGAGGCAUUGAGGGACUCUGACGACAUUAAAAAGCAGAGGAAUGAGGCUUCCAAGGAGUUGAAAGACUUGAAAGAGAAAAUGGAAGCAGAACAGGAGAAGGAAACAAGAAUGCAACAGUUCCAUGCAAUGGGCCAUAAUCAUAGUCAUGAUUCUGCAAUUGAUGCUGACAUGCAAGAGUGGGAAACUGAGAUAUUGGACAUUGAUCUGAGUGGUUUGGCCUCUGAUGAUGAUCUUGGAUUUGAUCUCGUUGGUGGUAGAGAUGAUCCCCAGUACCCAAAUGACAGUGGAAUAUAUGUAUCAUCAAUCACAAAAGGCUCAGUGGCAGAUGGCAAGCUGAAAGUACAUGACUGUAUCAGUCGUGUUAAUAACUUGGACUGCAGCAAUGUAAGCAAGCGUAUGGUGGUUGAGACAGUACGCUCAAGUGGUGGCAUUGCCAGCAUGGUGGUGCGGCGAAGACGAAUUGGGGGCCGCUGUCUGUACACAACACAGUUGCAGUUGAAUAUGACAGACCAUGGCCUCACGUUGGAAACUGGUAUUUACAUAUGCAAAAUUACACCCGGCUCUGUAGCAGCAAAAGAGGGAAACUUAGCUGUUGGAGACAGAGUGCUCAGUAUUAAUAACAAGACAAUGGAUGGCUUUAAAAGUGCUCUUGAAGCGAUGGCCAUAUUGGAUGAACCUACAGAUAUCAUCACCAUAACAACAUUGAAGGCCUUAUCAUCUGUGAAUUGUUCUCACUCAUGUGGUCACAUGCUGAGUAUUGAAGAAGAGAGAGGGUAUUUUGGUUCAUCUAAUUCAUCAUCCAGAGCAUUAAAGGAAUCCCCCAGUAACGCACAGAAGAUGGUAAAUCGCUGUUGCCAGACUGAAGGAGAAAAACUUUAUGUGACAAAUCCAUCUCAGGGUGAAGAUUUUGUGUCAGACAGGAGGUAUAUAAAUACUACUUUUGGGAUAGGAGAGAAAGCUGUGUACAAGGUGACUCCUUCUCCUGUGGAGAAAGGAGGAAAUUCUAGGGCUUGGGAUAUGGUACGAGAAACUAUUGACAUGGUCAGAGGCCGAAAACAUGCCAAAGACAGGAAUCACGACUUGCCUGAAGAGAAAAAGCAUCGCCAGAAUCAGUCCCCCAAUACUUUUGAGCGAGAGCAAGAUGAUGCACUGGCAGAACUGGAUUCCGUCAUUGAAAGUUACCACGGAAAGCCAGUGACAUUAAAACGUAGCAGGCGACGUGCGGGUAAAGAGGCUGAACGUAAUGGAGGAACUUGGCCAAAAGCUCGAAAUGGCCCCAUUAUUGAGCAUACCACAGGCACUAUUCUCCAUCCUCGAAGACAUAAAGAAAGGUUACCUCUCGCUGCACUGUUGAAUGAUCCACCAAAAUACUGUUGUCCACCAGCAGACACCUCCCAUGAAAGGACAGCCUCUUGCACUGCUGGUUCUUCCAAUUACAAAGCAAAUUCUCCUGACAAUGCAAAUAUUCACUACAGUAAAUCAAGUCAGCUGCUUUCAGGUCAGAAAUCAUUUACUCCUGCUCCAUUUAAGGAGCUACUCUGUGAGAAAAAUGAUAGGAUUAGGGGACCAUCAGAUGCUAGCAUUGAUUUGUCUGUGAAAUCUGGGAAUGUGGGGAAAGAGGUGAUGGAAUAUUAUGUGAAAAAGAAAAAGUAUCCACCAAGUGACAGUGAAGAUUCCCACAGCCGUAUACAUUCCCAGUUGUAUGGUGCUGUUAGGUCAUAUCCGUUUAACCCGUAUCCAGUUGCACAUCAUCAUCCACAUCCCCAUACAGAAUCAACUGCCAACAGAUACCCAUCUCCAACAUUGCUUCCUUCAUCACAGAGUGGUGAAUCUAUUGGAAUGACAGAUAUGAGAUCAUAUUGCUUUGAACCUUCAUAUGCUCCACCAUCACAGGGUUUUCAUCACACUCACUCUCCAUCUGUAGAUCUUCCUUAUAAACCACGACCAGUAUUGCCAGCUCAUUCACAUCCAGGAUAUAGAGGAAAUGAUGACAUGAACAUUGGCUAUUCAUGCUGUGAGGGUGGAACAUUCCCACGAAAAAAAGAAAAUCAGAGAAUACGAAUCCCAUCAAACCCCAGUGUGACAAGCAAAAGCAGUGCAGGAAAAGUAUCAACUGGCAGCAUUGAAAGAGCUUCAGACAGAGGCAGUCCCAUGCCGACAUUUCUGGUAGAAGUCUUGAGUCCUGGUCAUAGAGAAAACAAGAGAAAUUCUUUGCCUGACUAUUGUUAUUCACGGAAACCUGCACCUGGAGAAUUGAGAAGAGUGCACAUAGAUAAAUCAGCUGAACCGUUAGGAAUUCAGAUUUCCUGUUUAGAAAGUGGCGGUGUGUUUGUAUCUACUGUGAGUGAGCAUAGCCUGGCUUCACAAGUUGGUUUGCAGGUUGGAGACCAGUUGCUUGAGGUGUGUGGCAUAAAUAUGCGGAGUGCCACAUACCAGUUAGCAGCUAGUGUUCUUCGGCAGUGUGGAAACUCUAUUACUAUGCUGGUGCAGUACAGCCCAGACAAGUACCACGAGCUAGAGGGAUCGGUAAGUUCUAGUAGUGAUGAGAGUCCAUCCCAUUCUGGCUCGCCUACACCAUGCAAUUCUCCUGACACAACCCGUAAGCCUACACCAUUGCAGUUGGGGGAAUUGCCACCAUCUGCAAUCUGUAAUCUCCGUAGUGGUACGACACCAUCAGGUCAUGGGACCCUAACCAGAAGCAAAAUUGCCCAAGCUGUUUCAUCUCUCACACGUCAGAAUGCUACCACCAGAAGCCCAGAUGAUGCAAAUAAGAUUCCAGUUCGUGAACCUCGGUAUCUUUUUCUUGAAACAAGAAAAAGCAGUCACUUGGGUGUGAGUUUGGUGGGUGGAAAUGCUGUUGGCAUCUUUGUUCAUGGUGUGCAGCCAGAUUCUGUGGCCCAUAAUGCUGGUUUACGGACUGGUGACCAAAUUUUAGAAUAUAAUGGCACUGACCUUCAGCAUGCAACAGCAGAGGAAGCUGCAUAUGAACUGGCCAAACCAGCUGAUAAGGUCACCAUCCUUGCUCAAUACAACAUUGACAGAUACAAUGAAAUAAGAGACAAACCUGGUGACAGCUUUUAUAUACGAGCCAUGUUUGAUCGGAUGGGAGACAUGGGAGAUCAACAUCAGUUGCAGUUCCACAAAGAUGAUGUGCUUUAUGUUGAUAAUACAAUGUUCAAUGGUGUUCCUGGCCAUUGGCGAGCUUGGUUUGUUGGUGAAGAUGGCCACAUGCAGCAGUGUGGCAUUAUUCCCAGUAAAUACAAAGUAGAUGAAGAAUUACUUCUUCGACGAAGUGUUGGUGACUUGGAGGGUGAUGCCAGACGUGGUACAACAUCUGCUCGGCGGAGUUUUUUCCGCCGUAAAAAGCAUCAGCGAAGCUCAUCUCGUGACUCUAAAGAGCUUGCUAGCUUCUCCAACAUUAAUUUGGGAUGGUAUAGUGACUCUGGAACUCUGAAUGAGGAAGUAGCUCUUUGUUCAUAUCAGCGGGUCGAGAGGCUAGAUUAUCCUGUGUUCAGACCAGUGCUGAUAAUGGGACCUCUUGCUGACUGCGUUAUGGAGAAGCUUAUUCAAGAUUUUCCAGAUAAAUUUACUCGUUGUAUUCCAGAAGUGAUGCAAUGUCCACAGUCAGUAAUGGAAAAAGGAAUAGCAGAAAAUUUAUUUGUGGACUACAGAAAGAAGGGCAGCUAUUUUGAAUGUACAUCUGUUAAUGCUGUGAAAGAAAUAUGUGAUAAGAAUACCCAUUGUAUUCUUGACAUAAGCUUGACUUCAGUGGAGAGACUUCAUCGCCACCAAAUAUACCCCAUUGUUCUAUUAAUAAAAUUCAAAUCAACAAAACAGAUUAAGGAGGUCAAAGAUACUAGGUAUCCAAUGGAAAAGGUUUCAGCAAAAGCAGCAAAAGAAAUGUAUGAACAUGCUUUGAAACUGGAAGUCGAGUAUCGACAUCUUAUCUCAGCUGUGAUUCCAGCUGGUGUGAAUGUGGCCUACAUGUGCACACAGAUCAAGGCAGCAGUGGAUCAAGAACAGAAUAAGACGCUGUGGGUUCCUUGUGGAACAUUGUAGAUCUGUGCUUGUCAGAUAUUGAGAACUGUUACUGAUGAUGUUCCCUUGCGGAAUUUUUAUCUAGAAGAACAGUCAGAUUCUGACAUGAACAUUGUGUUAGUAUUUAUUGUUUAAUAAUAAUAAAUAGGACUCAAUAACAUUGAGUUGUAUUAUAAAAACUGUUACCAGCUCUCUUUGAAUUCUCAUGGAUGUGUAGAUGUGAUUUUAUCGUAAAGGACGUAGUAAUUUCAGAUAAAUGCUCUACAAUAAGAGUAAAUUAAGGGUAGAGGUAGAGGAGUAUUAACACAGUUUCAUGUCUGUCAUUUGUUUGUGUUGCCAUGAACGUCUGUCUCCUGGCUGCUUUACAUUUCUGCAUUUUUGCCUAUCUGUGGGAUGUUAACCUGGUGGUGUCAAACUACCACAAAUGCUCUUCUAUAAUUUGCCCAGUCAUUAUUCUUGCUCUUUGUUUCCCUUUUAUUGCAUUAGUGUACAUAAUUAGACAAAUUUCACAUCACGAACUGAAGAUGUGUGUCACAUUAAUGUUAUCAGUUGUUAUUAUUAAUCCCAACAGCCUCCAAAUGAUCCACCUCCAUUAUUUUUGGUGAAGAAUACUCAUCUAGAUUUCAGUGGCAGGGUAACAAAUGAAGAUUACUUUGAGACAGAUUGUGCCCAGUUGGACAUUUAGUUCAGUAAUCAACAUUUUUGGGCACUAAAUGUCUGUAGCUAUAUUAUUCAUGGAUAAUUGUUAUUGAUGUACCAUAUUCAGUAACAUUUAAUAUUGUCUGCAGUGUAUGAAGCUUUAAUGCAUCAUAAAUUUUUGGCUUUGAAUCAGUAACUGCAAUAAUUUAAUGCCUGUGUGGUCAAAAUUCUGUGAAAGACGUCUAGAUCCAGAGGUUCUCCCAAAAAAAACAAUUCCAUUGCAAACUAACGUGACAACCAUGUCUCUUGUGUUCAUGUUCUGUUGGCUUGUAAAAAACCCAUUUCACCAUUAUUCGAUUUCCCAAAUCACCCCAUGCUGAUAUGGAAAUUUAUGCUGGUAAAGACUGCUAUGCGUCAGUGGCCCUAGACUGUUAUAUGUUCUGUUUGUUUAUUUUGUUGUAUGUGUUAAUGCAGUUGUUAGAUUAUGAAUACUGUGUGAUAUUACAUUAAUAACUCAGUUGUAAGUAGCAUAAAACAUAUGAUUUUAUGUGCAGGUUAUGUUUUAAUAUGAGAAUUCAGAGAGAACUUUCAAUUUUAGUCAUUUUUUAUCUGUUGUAUGUAUAUAUUGUAGACACUGUGUGUGUGUGUGAGUGAUGAAGCAACAUGUAAAUGCAAUACUCAUUCAAAAUCUGUUUGAAAUGUGUCAGUCAAAGAAUUGUUGUAACUGUUUUGUAAGAUUGUUCAGUCAAAAUCUGUUGCUGUAAUAAUUUGUCAAAGCAUUUUCUCUACGAGAAUAGUUUAUGGGAAAAAAGCUUACAAUGAUACAGAUUUACUGUUUAAUUUCUAUCAAGUGAUACUGAUAUUCAGCUGAACUGUACCUGUUUUUGCAUAACCUGUUAACAAAGUUUUGUACCUCUUCAUUGUACUUCUCUGAGACUUUUUGAUGUAACAUGAGUCAGAGUUGUUUGAGUAAUUUGAAAUGAUUAACACACAGUAGUGUUAAUAGUAACUUUCAGAUCUGUCCAAGGACAGCAUAAACUAUGGCAUUUCUUUACAAAGUGCUGACUGCAUUAAUAUGAUUACAAUAAAUUUUGAUUCUCAUGCAGGGGAUCAAUGACAAUCUUCCAUUGAACUUGCUGUUGUCUUAUUACUCCUCCCUUAUACAAAUGGGUUUUCAAAUCCUUUUGGGAUUUAUAAUUUCCUCUUCACCUUUGACAAAAACAGGAGUGGUUCUGCUGUGCUUGGUUGCCACAGUGUUACAUUAAAAAAAAGCUGUAAUGGCACUAUUUUGAUCCGUUUAUUGUUCAGAUUAGUAAAUAAUGACAUGAGAUUCCAAGAAACCUAGAGAUUUAUAAACAUGAAGUACAUGCACUCACUCAAGGACGGCACAUUGACGGAUAGCCCUUGACCUCUCUGCCUCGAAAAUCCACUAUAACUUCAAAUUUUACUGAUCCUUCAUCGGUGAAAGAAUAAAACUAAAAUUCCUGAGCAAAUCCAAUCAAGUUCUAUUGUUAUUGUGAGAACUAUGUGGUUUCCCACCUUCAAAAUAGUGAGCCUUAUUUCUGCCACUGUGAUCACAUAAAGGUUUUGCAUGACAUAUAUUUCAACUGGAGAACUAAAAAAUAAUCAUGAUUUCAUUGUAAGGUGGAAAUUGAAAGAACAACAUGGUGGCGAACACGCUACCACUGUGCACUAAGAAUAUUUCAGGAUCAGCCUACUAGAAUGCUUCAUUCAUUACAUUCAAGAUAAACAGUAGCGACCACUACCUCCUAAAAUUAAAUAUGCAUCCAGUCUCCUGAAAUGUACAAAGACACUAGAAAGGAAGAAAGUAAGUGUAAGAGAUACCUUGAUCUAACUGUCCAUAAGGAUUAACCAUGAGUUUUUUUCAUUUCACAUUGUGAGAUGCAGGAGACGAGUGAUGCAUUGGAGCUAACAUAAGAAUACAUGGCAGCAUCCUGAAGAGGUCUCACAUGGUUAUCAUAGUGAAGAGUUAUUUGAACACAUGGUCAGCAGAAAACACUCAAGUCUUCCUGCAGUUAUGGCUUUGUUGUAAUUUUCUCACCAAACAUUUCAAAUUACUUGGACCAUUUUGACUUGCACUGUGUUUAAUUUUGUUGGCUGUGCACUAGAGAAAUUUCAACGGUAUUUAUGAAUCAAGGAAAUUUUAGUUUGCAUUUUGUACAGUACUUGUUUACAUUGUUAAUAAUUUUUGACUUAAACGGUAUUGUGUCUGCUGUGCUUCUUUCCCAUUAACAGACAGUAAAAAAUAAAUCCCAGUGCUCUGUAGUAAUUAGUAAUUGUUAUCAUGGUACUUGUUCCUUUCUUACAAGAAAAUUUUUUUAUGUCUCAGUAAUGACUGCUAGAAAAAUAUGAAUUGUCUGUUAAAUUGGAAAUGUCUCACAGAUGGAGAGUGUUAUUACUUAAGUAGUUAAUUGCAAAUAAGAUUGUACAGUUUUAAUUGGACUUUACAGUUUAAUUUGCGGCAAUGGUGGAUUUUUGUAUUUCACUUAGACAUUGAAAUUUUUGUCUUGAUUACUGUUUUGAAAUCGCUAACUUCAGUUAAAACUAAGUUGCAUAGAUUUAGGUUGUAUAUGCUGGUAAUACUGGUUCUGGACCAUAUGUCAUGCCUACGUAUUAGGUGAAAUGACAGAUGAUUAGUACAACACAGUGAACAAAGCUGAUGGGUUGAUGAUAUCAACUAUAGCUUGGUAUAUGUAAAUAAGAAAGAAAAGAAACAUUUGUAACUAUUUACUCAAGCUUCAUUUUUGAGAAAGAAUUUGAUACUAAGAACAUUAAAGGGGGUCUGUUAAUUCCAUUUGGCACUCUUUAUCCAUGAACCAAUACUUCAUCAAAAAGAUUAGCAUAGGAUAGACUAUGUCACAGCUAAAGAGUUACAUAACUGUGUGGUGGCAGUGGUUGUGUAGCGAUGGUCCAAUUCACCAGCGUGUGUUUGUCAUGGCAGUUUUGUUUGCCAUGAAGUUUUUGUUUUCAGGUGGUUAUAAAAUUGUUUUGCCUCUUUUAAAAUUAAUUUCUUAUAGAGCCUUACAUGAGUUCUUUGUAACAAAUAUGCCAAAUCAGUUGACUAGUAUUUGUCACCAGAGUUCGUUGGUGUCUUUGAAUUACAGGCAGCAUAAAGAAUAAUGAAUUGUUUACUUAUUGAGGAAUCAGUAGACAGGUGUUAUUUGCCAUUUUAGGAAUCUGCUACGUUGGCAAAUAUAUUUUGAAAGUGUAAACUAGAUGCAAACAAAUUUAUCGCUACAUAAGGUUCCCCUGACACUCUUGUGAAAAGCAUUUUUUUGUAUGUCCUGGAUAGAUUUGGAUUAUCUUUCUCUGUGUAUGUGUUAAUUAUUGUUUAUUUAUUUAUUUAAUAAUCAGGGAAAUGAGGUGCAGAAGAGAGGAUUAACUGGCCUAAAUUAUUUUUUUAAAAAAUCCUGUUUUUUAUAGUACAUUGUACAGAUAAACAGAUUGUACUAAUAUGCACCAGCAAGCACUUCCAUGAGACAUCUUUCCCUCCCUGUGAUCGUUUCAUAAAUUGAUGUUCUGUUGAGCAUCUUCCACAUUUAAUUUCAUUUUGUAUAACUUGCCAUGUGAUUGUAUUUGUUUCUUAUGUCAUAUAUAGUUUUCUGUGUAGUGGAUUUCACUGUCAUUAUUUCAGUUCACGUACCAUGUUCAAAACACUUUUCAUUCUCAUGUGAAAUAUACCAGCAGGGAGAUGUGGUCAUUAAAUCUGAUGCCUCAUUGACUGGCUGUCACCCAAAACAUAUCAUCAGUUUUGAUUUGGGCCAUAGAGUAUUUCAAAAUUCACUCCCUCUAGGAAUGAGUAUUUUGUAGCAAUAGUGGUUUGAAGUAAGACACUUGUUCACAAAACACUAGACAAAUAUGUGAUCACUAUCUGCAGUUGACUUUCUAGGUCAAUUUCAAAUUUUAUUUUUGUAGUCAGCUCUUGUAAUUAGAAAGGAACUUCAAUGUAAACUUUUUACAUUCAUAAGAGAAAUAUUGAAAGAUAGAAAAAGUGCAAUAAGAAAAAAUCUAUUUGUUUGAACUACACAGUCAUCUGAAGUUCCAAUUGGACCGUAAACUACUUGCAAACACGUUAAAAAAGAAGAAUUUAGUUUGCACUUUGGUAGACUUUCAUUGCUUCUCUGUGCACUUUUCUUUCUUUUUUUUCAUGUGACAAAAUAAAAUGUUUGGUGGCUUUGUUUAUGUAUUCAUAACCAUUGAGUCAAAGAUGGGCAACUGUGAUUAGCAUUUUAGAAUACAGUAGUCUUCAAGUACAACUUGAAUGACACUCUUCCAGUUUUUCAUUCCUCUUCAUAUCUGUUGAUAGGAUCUGAUUUUCUAUGAAAUUACUGUGGGAAAGAAGCCCUUAAUCAGUGGCAGCCACGUUUCUUAGUAUUAUUGUGCACUCGAGUCACGUAUUUUACAGGGUGCUCUCUCUUCCUAUAUUUUUAAAAGAAAUGCCGCAAUAUAAUGUUUAUAGAGAAUCACUUUUAACUUAUUUGUGUACGUAUUUGAUUAACAGAUGAAACUGUAUAUCUUUGUAAAUGUAAUGUGUGAAAUAUCUUUCCAACUUAAGGAAUAUGUUUUAAUAAUUUUUUAUGUGUACUUUGACUGAAAAUGUAUUUUUGUAAUGUAUUUAACCCUCUUGUGACUUUUAGAAAUCAGGGUACUGUCAAACGUGUUUUAUUAAUGUAAGAAAAUUAAGUGUAAAGGAAAAAUUAUGUAUAUUGGUGGAUAGAUCAUUUUAUGUUGGAAGUUAUAUUUACAGAGACUGAACAAGAAGCCAUAUUGGCUCAGAAUUUUAUUGUGGUGUUUUGUUGCACCUGUACAGAUAAUUGCCAAGCACAAAAUAGUCAUGUGGUGUAUGUUGGAUUUUCUUUCCCUCCUUUUUUUUAUAAGCAGUAGAUAAUUGUGAUGUGAAAAUAAUUUAAUUAAACACAGUGUUCAAUUGUUAAAGUUGUGGAAAAAAUGUAAAUUUUAAUUGAAAUGACCUUAAACAUGUCCCUUUUUCAGAAUAAAAUAUUGUGCUUCCCGUUUUAAA
Schistocerca piceifrons (Central American locust) is the source of this 11393-nucleotide messenger RNA. RefSeq names its product disks large homolog 5-like. Lineage: Eukaryota; Metazoa; Arthropoda; Insecta; Orthoptera; Acrididae. Bases 218 to 5734 code for a protein of 1838 amino acids. Gene Ontology annotation, molecular function: protein binding. The transcript has 27 exons. The record is from RefSeq and is a predicted model, not a curated record.